This is a messenger RNA of Naegleria gruberi, 567 nucleotides long. RefSeq lists its product as uncharacterized. Bases 1 to 567 code for a protein of 188 amino acids. Gene Ontology annotation, molecular function: protein binding. The transcript has 2 exons. The record is from RefSeq and is a predicted model, not a curated record. NCBI's taxonomy places the organism in Eukaryota, Heterolobosea, Eutetramitea, Acrasida, Naegleriidae.
AUGCCAAUUCUCAAUGUGCCUUCUUUGAAAAUAUUCUCGAGUAAGGUAAAGACAACUCAUCUUGUAAUGGAAGUUGAUUCGAUUAGCCUCAAGAAUUGGACAGUUGAUAAUUUUAGACAAUGGCUUAUUGAAUCGGGUUAUGAUAAAUCAUCAGUUGUUGAUGUAAUUAUUAAACACAGAUUUGAUGGAGGUUCCAUUCUCAAUAUUAAAAUUGAAGAUUGGUUAGAGAUUGGCAUUCCGAAGGGAGCUUGCCUUUCUUUAAUAAGCAGAAUUGAUGAAUUGAAAACGAAACAAAUUCAGCUUGGAAUUUUACAGCUUUGUAAUCAACAGUCAACUAGCGUGACACUUCCUCCAUCUGUAAAUCCACCUUCAGCAAGAAGGCUCUCCAAUGCAACAAAACCAAAUAAUUAUCCAUCAGCAGAGGCCAAUAAGACAGAUAAUGAUUCGAAAGGAAUAGAACAAGCAAGACGAAAUUCAAAUGUUGGAAAGCCACUUCCAAUUCCACCUCCAAAAUCUGAAACAACUCUUCAAAUUCAAACAUUAUUGGUUCAGAAAUCGAGUCAAUAA